Pyricularia grisea is the source of this 315-nucleotide messenger RNA. RefSeq lists its product as uncharacterized. The record is from RefSeq and is a predicted model, not a curated record. NCBI's taxonomy places the organism in Eukaryota, Fungi, Ascomycota, Sordariomycetes, Magnaporthales, Pyriculariaceae. The transcript is spliced from 2 exons. Bases 1 to 315 code for a protein of 104 amino acids.
AUGCAUAUAUCCAAGGCAUUCGCACUCGCCCUGGCUGGGAGAACCAUCGCGGCCGACAGCAGCGUGGGUAAUUUUUCCUUUUCCUGCGGCAACAUUGUGCUCAAGAACAACUUCACGCUCCAAGCCGACUGCACGAAAUCUGGUGGAGCUGGCGGUCCUACCAAUACGAUUGAUAUGAACCAGUGUUUUGCUGUUCAAGAUGAUGGGACUGUUGAAUGUGGAAAGACAGGGCAAAAUAUCCGGGUGCUAUUUCGAUGGAUUUGGAUACGGCACAGCCACGAAGGAAGUCGUUUGCAAAGACAAAACCGGCAAUGA